ACAAGCCCUGGAAGGCCUAUCUGAAGUGGAUCAAGGAAACGCCAAACAAAGUGCCGAUAGGUGCUGAAGCUGAGGCAAUGGGACAGUUUGCCCUUGUUCUCCAAUCUCAGCAAUACACAAAAGGUAUUGCGGACGAUGGUAGUGACGACAAUAAAGUGGACUUCAGCCCCAUUCUCACCAGGAGUCGAGCCCUUCAGUCCGGUUCGUCAAUUAGCCCACAGACCCCGGCCACUCCGACCCCUGUGCGUCCCAGUCAAGCAGCACUCGCUAGAUCCCCAGGUGGUAUGGAUAUUGACGACUUGGAUGAAUUUUCUCCAUCCACGUCCUCAGUCGACCAACCUUCGCCCAUGACUGGCGAGGCGGCAAGACAAGAGAGCAAGAUAAAGAGUGAACAAGAAGUGGUCUUCUCUCUUGUCCUACUCAAAAGAUCCGUGUGCAAUCCUUAUGGGCAGGCUACGCGCAUAUCAUGGCAUCCCCAUCAAGACGUGUUUGUGGCCAAAAACAGGAACGGCGAAAAGACAUUCGUUGCCAUUGUGGAUACAGUCAUGCGUGUUCAAGAUAGCAUGCGUUCCCCGUCAUUCGGCGAAACAAAAAAGGUGCUUCGUUACGCUGCUCUUAACGGUGCACCUAUCAAAGCACAAGAGGCGUGUCAGAUGGCUGCAAAGAUUGCCCAACAUCCGCCCGAGAACCUUCAAGAGAUGCGGGUCAAGAACCUGACAGCAAGAGAAACUUGGUUCGCUCAAGACAAAAACGAAGUUUACAUUAUGGUAGGGACAUAUAAGGCGGACUACGUCGACUACAUUUCCCACCGGCGGGCCAAACUUUCCUUUGCGGAAGUGCAAGAGUAUGGCCCCUACACUACCGAUAACUGGAGGCUUAUGGAAGAGCUAGGAGCUAUCAUUCUAGCCUAUGCUCUUCAACAAGCCGAUGCAAAAUGAUCGCUUGGCGUUGUUUACAGCCCUUGAGAACACGAGGCUUGUCGGCCUUGUGAUUAGGCUUGCAGCUUGAAGCUUUACGGCAGUUGCAGUUGGGGAUGGCGGGUGAUGGUUAGUACUAAGCAACAAGAACGCCACUCGGGGAAAUGUUGAGA
Messenger RNA from Hypoxylon trugodes, 1090 nucleotides. RefSeq lists its product as uncharacterized. Lineage: Eukaryota; Fungi; Ascomycota; Sordariomycetes; Xylariales; Hypoxylaceae. The transcript is spliced from 2 exons. The record is from RefSeq and is a predicted model, not a curated record. The coding region runs from base 78 to 938 and encodes 286 amino acids.